CAGAGCAGUCCAGGCAGCGCCGUAGCAACGACGAGCAAAAGUCGCAAACCUCGUGGCAGGCAGUGGUGCUGUGCUGCUGCUGCUACGCAUCGUCACCUUUCGCGCUUUACCGCAAUGCGUAAGUACCAGCAGCUGGCGCUGGUGCUGCUGUCGGUAACCUGCGUCGUGAUACUGCUGGUGUACAAAAGCGAAAACAACCGGCUCAAGUACGUGCUCGAGGUGGUCAACAUAUUCGGGCGGAACGAUGCGGCCAGCCUGAUACGCAUCGAUAACAGCACCCGGUUGCACAGCUCUCCGUACGAUUUCGACAGUCCGCUGCCGGCCUGGCAGCGGCUCGGCGAUGGCUUUUACGUGUACUCGUCGUUCUGGCAGAAGAACGAGCUCUCCGCCGGCGGCACGGUCAUCAGCAUAGCGGUCGGGCUCGAGCAUGCAGCGGUCAAUUUCAAAUGCCAAAUACAGCACGGCACGGGGGAUGUUGCGACCGGCAAGCUGCAUUUUGUGCGGCUCGACCACCCUACCGGCUCGAUCAAGGCGCCCAACAAUGAGGUGUUCGUCGUGUACAAGCUGCUCUGCAAGGUGGCUCGAGAUUUCGGCCAGCCGACCGAGGUCAUAUACACCGACACGGCGCAAUCGAUCAAGCGGUACGUUCCGCUGCGGGUGCUGGAGAGCCGGUCGGUGCAGCAAAAGAUGACCAUGACGGCCUGCGUCGACAUGACCGACUAUCUCGAGCUGGAGGAAGAGUUUCGCAUGCCCUCCGCUGUGCUGCAGUACUUCCUGCACCACCAAAUAGUAGGCGUGGAAGACUUUAUUGUGUACAACAGCAAUGCGCUGAACGGUGCGACCGCUUCGCUGCUGUACAGCCACGGCAUCAAAAUCAAUCUGCUGCCGUACAACUUCCCGUUCGAUUUGGCCGACAGGCACCAGAACCGGCUGCUCAUCGAAAUGGACUGCCUGAUGCGCAACUACAAUGCGGCCAAGCUGACGUACAUCGGUGCGAUCAACGAGUAUCUCUAUCCCAGCUCCCGGCUGCGCGUCAACAACCAGUUUCUGAAGUACGCCUGGAAAGUGUCCAGCGACGUGUCGCGCUUUUCCAUCGCCAGCCGGUCGGUGUGCAUUGACAAGCGGAAGAAAAUAUUUUCCGACAACCUGCUGUACGACGUGGAUGUCGCUAUGACCAACCCAACCGAACGGCCGUUUCAAGUGUACAAGCCGCAAGACUACAACCGUACGGCUGGCACGCCGGAUUUCGUGAAAACGCUCGACGUAGACCGAUCCCUGCUCUUUGUCCAUCGGUACGGAGGGAAAUGUAGCAGCAAAACGAACCUGCACGACUGGACUGUCAGUCUGCAGCCGGACUUUCUGCAAUACGUGACGGAUGUGGGUCGCGAGCUGAACAAACUAAUCUUCCGAUAAGCUCGCCAACCUCUGUGCACCAACGGUGCCUAAGAAAAGGAACAGGAUGAGGGGCCGCGGUGAUAUAUUUGUACCUUUCCUCUAGAGGCCGCAGCAGAAUAAUGGAAGCGUACACAGCUGACUGUUAGGACGAUUCGCUCAAAAUGAUACGAGAUACUGGUGGGAGGAACGCAAAAUCACACACACACACACACCGGGAUACGGUGGUCUAGGAAGCAUUUUCGGAAUGGUUUCGAUAAGUAAGCAAUAUUCCCAUUUUCCCUGCAGCUGGGUAGGGUUUGUUGGGACGUUUCUUUACAUAAGCCAUAAGCAUUACUAAGCCUCGUGGUUUAGCAAUUCGUUUUCUGUCGCACUAAGCUAAAUAUCUCCUUUCGGCUCGAUUAUCUAUUACUACUAAGGGGUCACAUCUUCGUUCACCGUUCACAGGAUACAGGUUGGAUGGUUUGAGGAAUAUCAAAAAACAACAAAAAAAGCAGAAAGUAGAUGCAAAACCCCCCCAUUACAUGAUAGAUCUCGAUAGGCAAACUAUAGCUUGUAAGUAAUUUUUAGAGAGAGAAAAAAACAAGUUAGAGAUAACGUAUCGAACUCCGUGCUCAGAAAUGGUGCAGUUUUUAGCGACACUGAAGAACAAUAAUUAUUCAAUCAAUCAAAGAAACAAACAGAACUCUUCUCUUUCUUCUUAACUAAACCAAACGUAUUUGAUCUUAACGUACGGAUAUAUUGAGCAGCAUCCAAACGAUAUCAAUUUAUUCAAUAAAAGUUCAACGGAAACCUA
Molecule: messenger RNA, 2188 nt
Organism: Anopheles gambiae (African malaria mosquito)
Lineage: Eukaryota; Metazoa; Arthropoda; Insecta; Diptera; Culicidae
Exons: 1
Coding region: 115-1413 (432 amino acids)
Source: RefSeq, a predicted model, not a curated record